This is a messenger RNA of Platichthys flesus (European flounder), 2552 nucleotides long. RefSeq lists its product as uncharacterized. Gene Ontology annotation, molecular function: GTP binding; GTPase activity; molecular adaptor activity. The record is from RefSeq and is a predicted model, not a curated record. Bases 158 to 1195 code for a protein of 345 amino acids. Gene Ontology annotation, cellular component: septin complex; synaptic vesicle; cell division site. Gene Ontology annotation, biological process: regulation of exocytosis; cell division; cytoskeleton-dependent cytokinesis. NCBI's taxonomy places the organism in Eukaryota, Metazoa, Chordata, Actinopteri, Pleuronectiformes, Pleuronectidae. The transcript is spliced from 12 exons.
GCGGACUCUCGGGAGCGGUUUCCGGGUUUCCCUUCCUGGGCUGGGACGGCGGCGAGAGUCUCAAAAAAAAGAAAAGAAGCAGCUCCCGUUGAUUAGGAACAAUCCCGCUGAGGUGUUUUUACCAGUAAGCUCGUCAGACGUCCAGUAAACAGGAGCGAUGUCUGAAAAAGGGAAGUUCCCAGAUGCGACAGGUUAUGUAGGUUUUGCCAACCUUCCAAACCAAGUUCACAGAAAAUCUGUGAAGAAAGGCUUUGAAUUUACCCUAAUGGUUGUAGGGGAGUCUGGUUUGGGCAAAUCGACACUUAUAAACAGCCUGUUUCUCACUGAUCUCUACCCUGAACGCUUCAUCCCUGGUGCCGCAGAGAAGAUUGAGAGGACGGUGCAGAUUGAAGCAUCGACCGUUGAGAUUGAGGAGAGAGGAGUGAAGCUUCGUCUCACUGUGGUCGACACCCCUGGAUACGGCGACGCCAUCAACAGCCAGGACUGCUUCAAGACCAUCAUCCAGUACAUUGACAAUCAGUUUGAACGGUACCUCCAUGACGAGAGCGGACUGAACCGAAGACACAUUGUGGACAACAGGGUGCACUGCUGCUUCUACUUCAUAUCUCCGUUUGGACAUGGUCUAAAGCCGCUGGAUGUGGAGUUCAUGAAGGCCAUCCACAGCAAAGUCAACAUCGUUCCAGUCAUCGCCAAGGCUGACACAUUGACACUGAGGGAGAGGGAUCGCCUGAAGAGGAGGAUCCUGGAUGAGAUCGCCGAGCACGGGAUCAGAAUCUAUCAGCUGCCUGACGCAGACUCCGACGAGGACGAGGAGUUCAAGGAGCAGACAAGAGUCCUGAAGGCGAGCAUUCCCUUUGCUGUGAUCGGCUCCAAUCAGCUGAUUGAGGUGAAGGGGAAGAAGAUCCGUGGUCGUCUCUAUCCCUGGGGAGUGGUUGAAGUGGAGAACCCUGAGCACAAUGACUUCCUCAAACUACGCACCAUGCUUGUGACCCACAUGCAGGACCUGCAGGAGGUGACUCAGGAUCUGCACUACGAGAACUUCCGCUCCGAGAGGCUGAAGAGAACGGGCAGGGAUGCGGAUGAGGAGGUGAUGGAUAAGGACCAGAUCCUGCUACAGAAAGAGGCCGAGCUGAGACGCAUGCAGGAGAUGAUCACUCAGAUGCAGGCGCAGAUGAAGAUGAAAUCUGACGAGUGAAAAGAUUGACAGGAGAAGAGAAGAAAGCACAGUGAUCUUAAUAAACACACACACACACACACACACACACACACACACACACACACACACACACACACACACACAGUCCUCCUCUGAAUCCAUCACUGCCUGUUGCCCCCUGCCGACCCACCAGGAGCCCACGAUCACAUCAUCUUCAUCUGCACGCCCCAUCGUCAUCAUCUUCCCUCAACACAUCCAUCAGGUGUUCACAGGCUCACCUUGUUUUUUCUAUUUGUAAUUUGUUUUCAAAAACCCAAGACUCACUUUUUCAAAAGUACGACAUUAAUAAUAUUUGAUUACUUGACAACAUUGACAUUUAUUCAUCAUUUAGUUGUUGAUCUUAAUCAUGAUCCACAGAGCUUCCAGGGACAACAGACUGUUUACAAACAUAUUUGCGAUAAUCCUGCAAUUUGUUCAUGUCGAAGUCUCAGUUGACACAUUUUCCAGUAUUUUGCUUUCACUAUAAGACUAGUUUGAACAUUUAUUUACUUAAAAGUGAGAAAACUAUUUACUUAUAAUGCUUUUUAUUGGUUUGUGACUCUCUGAGAAUCUUCUUCAUCUUUGAACGGUUUCAAACUUUCCGAACGUGUUGGCUUCAGUCUCAUCACCCGAAGCCUUUAACUAUCACCACAGUGAAAUGUUAGCGUGGUUGUGACCGAGGUGAACUGUCCAUGUUCAGAACGAGGAAUCCUCUAGUGUCCGGGUUUCUGGGCAAAAUAUUUGCCUGUAGUUGCCCUAGAUUGGAAACCUUUAUUUUUUUUAGAUGCAUUCAAUUUGAGGUGAAUGUUUGUCUUUUAGUUUGAAAAGCUGUUAAACUCAUUUACACUCCGUUACACAGAGAAACCAGCAUCCUGUAGGAUCGUGCAUAAUUAAAUUAAAAGUGCCAUGUUGUUAAUAUCUUAUUUUAUUUAUCAUCAACAGCUGCAUGAUCUUAACGCCGGUGCCAAACCACAGACUUAAAACUAAUCAAACAAGUCCAGUGGUUUAUUGUGUAUUUGGUUUAGUAACAUUUGUACGCUACAUGGGCAGUUCUUAAUCAUACUGUGUGGAGCUUCUCCCAUUUAAAUAUCCACUACUAUAAUAUGUAACUGCUCUUCGUGUAGACUCCCUCCAGCCUUCUGACUUUUCUUCAGCGAUGCCAUCAGACUGUCGUUGACGUUCCACCAGCAUGCUUGUUUUGUUUCUGUCUUUUGCUCUCAUGCAUAUUUGUCUGUUGUAAUCACAUAGACAAAACACAACUAUCAUUUCUUAAUCAAAUGUCAGUAAAGUCUUGUUUUUUUAAUGUCAACAUUUUUUAGAUUUCUCUCUGAAAUAAAAAUUUGUUUAGAGAAAAAAA